Messenger RNA from Gloeophyllum trabeum ATCC 11539, 360 nucleotides. RefSeq lists its product as uncharacterized. The record is from RefSeq and is a predicted model, not a curated record. The annotation marks the transcript as partial. NCBI's taxonomy places the organism in Eukaryota, Fungi, Basidiomycota, Agaricomycetes, Gloeophyllales, Gloeophyllaceae. The transcript has a single exon.
AUGUCUUCUGACCGACCCUCCGAUACCCUCCCCUCAUCAGUGCCGAAGCUGGAUCCUUCUGGCGUGAACUUCGCUGUAUUUUCUGAGCGCUUCGAGACUGCCGUAAGGGCGAAACGACUCUGGGGUCACUUCUCUGGGUCGACAGCGAAGCCACAGCCACGUAGCACUGUCCCCACCCAGGAGGAAGAGGACAAGGUUACGAAGUGGGAUGAUGAUGAAGCCGUCGCCAUGUACCUGCUCAGCCAGAAACUCCCUGACUCUGCUUUCCUUAAGGUUCGCAACCGGCGUACAGUGGCUGAACGAUGGGCUGCUAUCCGCGACGAGUUCACCCACAAAGGUCUUCACAUGCAGGCUGAUAUC